Pan troglodytes (chimpanzee) is the source of this 6360-nucleotide messenger RNA. RefSeq names its product mitogen-activated protein kinase 8 interacting protein 3 (gene MAPK8IP3). The record is from RefSeq and is a predicted model, not a curated record. Gene Ontology annotation, biological process: vesicle-mediated transport. NCBI's taxonomy places the organism in Eukaryota, Metazoa, Chordata, Mammalia, Primates, Hominidae. Gene Ontology annotation, cellular component: cytoplasm. Bases 1639 to 4890 code for a protein of 1083 amino acids. The transcript is spliced from 28 exons. Gene Ontology annotation, molecular function: kinesin binding; signaling receptor complex adaptor activity; MAP kinase scaffold activity.
UGUAGCCGUGCCGUGGAGUGAGAGGCUCCUCCCUGUUGCUGGUGUUCCCCGUUCACUGGGGUGGGAGCCUUGUCUGCAGGCAGCCCUUCACAGCUCUCUGGGCCACUCGCCCUCUCCCUUCGUGUGUGGCAGGAUGGAGAAACCCAGCCAGGGUGUCAGGGGCUCGGGCUGCCCAGCAGGCCCUGUGUGGCUGUGGCUGCUCCACGCGGCCUCGUGUCGGCACCUGCUAGUCCAGGCUAGACCUCCCUGCCCUUGGAUAGACCGCUCUGUAGCCAGGGGUGUACAGUGCCUGUCAGGGUUGAGCUUAGUGAUCCUCUCUCAAACCACACCCCCACAUAAAGCCUCACGCCCACCCGGGCUCCAGCCAGACACAUCCUGCCCCUGAGAGCCGCGCCUCUACUCUCGGAGGAACGUCAGUGUCUAGAGUGUGGGGUUUGCCCUCCGCUGGCAGAAAGGUGAGGAGAAAGCUCCUCUUCUCUGGGCCCCUCCCUGCCUGUCCCUGGUAACGCCUCCUGGGUCCUGAGUUUGAGAAAGCAGAGCCUCGCCCCAGCAGGUACUCACAGCCAGAGUGCGGGGGCCCCAGCAGGUUCUCACAGCCAGCCGGUGAGUGCACCUCAGAGCAUAGGGGCCCAGAGCCAGGCCACUCCUUCAGGGCCCCAGGUCGCUUGCUGCCGGUUUUGGCCUGUGAGCUCACUGGCCUCAGUGCCAGGUAAGGACAGCCACCUUCCUGGGAAGAGGAGGUGACCCCGGGUCUGGUGGAUUUCCCACAGGGGCCAUCGGAGGAUGUCCACAGAGGCAGAGCCCUUGGGGCCUGUGGGCUGGGUUGGGCUGGUGGAUGUGGGGCCUGGGACUUCUCCAGAAGCUUACUUCCUGCUGCACGCUUUGCCGACUGUCCUUCCACCUCUAAGUGUCCAUCGUGCCUGUGGGGGCUGCUGCAGGCUCCUGCUCCGUCAGCCCACCUGCUGCUGCGCUGCUCUGGGAGCGAGCUCCCUCAUGGCAUCUGGAACGCUCUCCUGUCCUCCCUGUGCUCAGGGCUGGAGAGAGGGUGGCAGGGCUGCGGGCUCCCCGGGCCUUCUGGGCCCAGCCCUGCCACCUGGGCCCACCUCCUCUCACUGUCUCUGGCUCACGCUCCCCGGGCCUGGAGCUGGGACCUGCCCAUAGGCAUCUGAAGACACGUCAGCCUCAGCCCGGGGGAGCCCUUGCUUGACGCUCUCUGGCCUCCGGGCUGCCUCUCGCGCCCGCUCUGGGCCCGCUCUUCUUCUCAUGAUGUCUUUCCUUUCACCUCCUGCGUUGUCUGACAUCGUCUCUCUCUUCAUAAAUUGUAGCGUUUUAUGUUUUCGUUCAUAGGUGUGUUUUAUUUGAUUUUUCUUUAUUUUAAAUUAUUACAUUUAAGUUCUUUUUAUUUUAUGCUCUAGGUUUUGAAGUUUUUCUAAUUUCUUAAUUUUUUUGUUGUUUUUUGUUUUGUUUUGUUUUUGUUUUUAUGUACUGUAUUUUCAGUGUUUUAACCAAACAGUUGUGGCUACUCAUGGUGAGGAAUGACCGCUAAGAGUUUGGGUUCUUUCAAUGCAUUUGGAGGUCACUGCUACACGUUGAUGUUUAGGAGGUUGAGAGGUUUGCCUUUAGUGUCCACAGGAUGAAAUGUCCGAGUCAGGCCAGUCCUCGGCGGCUGCCACACCCAGCACCACAGGCACCAAGUCCAACACGCCCACAUCCUCCGUGCCCUCGGCCGCCGUCACACCCCUCAACGAGAGCCUGCAGCCCCUGGGGGACUAUGGCGUGGGCUCCAAGAACAGCAAGCGUGCCCGGGAGAAGCGCGACAGCCGCAACAUGGAAGUCCAGGUCACCCAGGAGAUGCGCAACGUCAGUAUAGGCAUGGGCAGCAGUGACGAGUGGUCUGAUGUUCAAGACAUUAUUGACUCCACGCCAGAGCUGGACAUGUGUCCAGAGACCCGCCUGGACCGCACAGGAAGCAGCCCAACCCAGGGCAUCGUGAACAAAGCUUUCGGCAUCAACACCGACUCCCUGUACCACGAGCUGUCGACGGCAGGGUCUGAGGUCAUCGGGGAUGUGGACGAAGGGGCCGACCUCCUAGGGGAGUUCUCAGUGCGUGAUGAUUUCUUUGGAAUGGGCAAAGAAGUGGGGAAUCUGCUACUGGAAAACUCACAGCUUCUGGAAACCAAAAACGCCUUGAACGUGGUGAAGAACGACCUGAUUGCCAAGGUUGACCAGCUGUCCGGGGAGCAGGAGGUGCUGAGGGGCGAGUUGGAGGCUGCUAAGCAGGCCAAAGUCAAGCUGGAAAACCGUAUCAAGGAGCUGGAAGAGGAACUGAAAAGAGUGAAGUCCGAGGCCAUCAUCGCCCGCCGUGAACCCAAAGAAGAGGCGGAGGAUGUAAGCAGCUAUCUCUGUACAGAAUCGGACAAAAUCCCCAUGGCCCAGCGCCGCCGCUUCACGCGGGUGGAGAUGGCCCGUGUGCUCAUGGAGCGGAACCAGUACAAGGAGCGGCUGAUGGAGCUGCAGGAGGCUGUGCGGUGGACUGAGAUGAUCAGAGCGUCCCGAGAGCACCCAUCCGUCCAGGAGAAGAAGAAGUCGACCAUCUGGCAGUUCUUCAGCCGCCUCUUCAGCUCCUCCUCCAGCCCCCCUCCGGCCAAGCGCCCCUACCCCUCGGUGAACAUCCACUACAAGUCACCCACCACUGCCGGCUUCAGCCAGCGCCGCAACCAUGCCAUGUGCCCGAUCUCGGCAGGCAGCCGGCCCCUGGAAUUCUUCCCUGACGACGACUGCACGUCCUCCGCCCGUCGAGAGCAGAAGCGCGAGCAGUACCGCCAGGUGCGUGAGCACGUGCGUAACGACGACGGCCGUCUGCAGGCCUGCGGCUGGAGCCUGCCCGCCAAGUACAAGCAGCUGAGUCCCAACGGGGGCCAGGAGGACACGCGGAUGAAGAACGUGCCGGUGCCGGUGUACUGCCGCCCUCUGGUGGAGAAGGACCCCACCAUGAAGCUGUGGUGUGCCGCGGGCGUCAACCUGAGCGGGUGGAGGCCCAAUGAGGACGACGCUGGGAAUGGAGUCAAGCCAGCGCCAGGCCGCGAUCCCCUGACCUGCGACCGCGAAGGAGACGGCGAGCCCAAGAGCGCCCACACGUCUCCCGAGAAGAAGAAGGCCAAGGAGCUCCCUGAAAUGGACGCCACCUCCAGCCGGGUGUGGAUCCUGACCAGCACCCUGACCACCAGCAAGGUGGUGAUCAUCGACGCCAACCAGCCGGGCACGGUGGUGGACCAGUUCACCGUCUGCAACGCGCACGUGCUGUGCAUCUCCAGCAUCCCCGCGGCCAGCGACAGCGACUACCCCCCCGGGGAGAUGUUCCUGGACAGCGACGUGAACCCAGAGGACCCGGGCGCAGAUGGCGUGCUGGCCGGUAUCACCCUGGUGGGCUGUGCCACCCGCUGCAACGUGCCACGGAGCAACUGCUCCUCCCGAGGGGACACCCCAGUGCUAGACAAGGGGCAGGGGGAGGUGGCCACCAUCGCCAACGGGAAGGUCAACCCAUCCCAGUCCACAGAGGAGGCCACAGAGGCCACGGAGGUGCCAGACCCUGGGCCCAGUCAGCCAGAGACAGCCACAUUGCGGCCCGGGCCUCUCACAGAGCACGUCUUCACUGACCCAGCCCCGACCCCGUCCUCUGGCCCCCAGCCUGGCAGUGAGAACGGGCCAGAGCCUGACAGCAGCAGCACACGGCCAGAGCCAGAGCCCAGCGUGGACCCCACGGGAGCAGGCAGCAGUGCUGCACCCACCAUGUGGCUGGGAGCCCAGAACGGCUGGCUUUAUGUGCACUCGGCUGUGGCCAACUGGAAGAAGUGCCUGCACUCCAUCAAGCUGAAGGAUUCUGUGCUGAGCCUGGUGCAUGUCAAAGGCCGUGUGCUGGUGGCUCUGGCGGAUGGGACCCUGGCCAUCUUCCACCGUGGUGAAGAUGGCCAGUGGGAUCUGAGCAACUAUCACCUAAUGGACCUGGGCCACCCGCACCACUCCAUCCGCUGCAUGGCUGUUGUGUACGACCGCGUGUGGUGUGGCUACAAGAACAAGGUGCACGUCAUCCAGCCCAAGACCAUGCAGAUAGAGAAGUCAUUUGACGCCCACCCACGGCGGGAGAGCCAGGUGCGGCAGCUGGCGUGGAUCGGCGAUGGCGUAUGGGUGUCCAUCCGCCUGGACUCCACCCUGCGGCUCUACCACGCACACACGCACCAGCAUCUACAGGACGUGGACAUUGAGCCCUAUGUCAGCAAGAUGCUAGGCACUGGCAAGCUGGGUUUCUCCUUCGUACGCAUCACGGCCCUGCUUGUCGCGGGCAGCCGGCUCUGGGUGGGCACCGGCAACGGAGUGGUCAUCUCCAUCCCCCUGACAGAGACUGUGGUCCUGCACCGAGGCCAGCUCUUGGGGCUCCGAGCCAAUAAGACAUCCCCCACCUCUGGGGAGGGCGCCCGUCCCGGGGGCAUCAUCCACGUGUAUGGCGAUGACAGCAGUGACAGGGCGGCCAGCAGCUUCAUCCCCUACUGCUCCAUGGCCCAGGCCCAGCUAUGCUUCCAUGGGCACCGCGAUGCCGUGAAGUUCUUUGUCUCGGUGCCAGGGAACGUGCUGGCCACCCUGAAUGGGAGCGUGCUGGACAGCCCAGCCGAGGGCCCUGGGCCAGCUGCCCCUGCCUCGGAGGUCGAGGGCCAGAAGCUGCGGAACGUGCUGGUGCUGAGCGGCGGGGAGGGCUACAUCGACUUCCGCAUUGGAGAUGGAGAGGACGACGAGACGGAGGAGGGCGCAGGGGACAUGAGCCAGGUGAAGCCCGUGCUGUCCAAGGCAGAGCGCAGUCACAUCAUCGUGUGGCAGGUGUCCUACACCCCCGAGUGAAGCUGCUGCCCUGCCUGGCCCGACCUGUACAUAGGACCCCCGACCACCUGACCCCCGCCCGCCCCGCGGGGUAGCCAGCCAGGCGCCGCCGCCCCUCUUCUAACCUCUCAACCUGCAGCUUUCACCUGAGUCUGGCCCCUCCAGCGGGCAGGGAGUGCGGGGAUGCGGAUCAGCUGGGAGGAGGAGGGGAGGGGUGCUUCCACCCGAGGGGAAGAUGCUCUCGGGACAGUUUCCCGGGCAGCUCCUGGCCAGCUUCCAGCCCAGAGUCCUCAAGUCCAGGGCACCUUGGGCCCAGCGCAGGCAGAAUCUGAGGUGGUCCUGGCUCUACCCUGGGCCUCCUACUCCCCAGCACCCCUGGAGGAGGCAGGGGCUCCCCGUCGCCGAGGCUGCCUGCCCUGGGCCCACCUCUGCAUGCUGCUCAUGGGGCCACCCUGCCUCCUGGGCCCUCACUCUGCCUAGGGGAGCUGGGCCAGGCACUAGCCUUUGCCCAGGGAGGUGGGCCUCAGGCUGCCCAGGUGCCUGCACCCCAGCCGGCCUUCUCUGGGGCCUCCCCGUCGUCAAGCCUCUAUCCUGUCUGUCCCAACCCCAGCUGUCCCCUGCCCAGGGAGCUGGCAUAAAAGCACGAGGCCCGGCUCCCUGGGGCAGCUGCUUGAGAACAGAGACUGCUACCCCAUCCUGCCCAUGCAGGCAGGCUCUCGCCAGCCCCGUUCUGACCCGUGUCCCCCCAGGCUCUGCCUGGGCAGAAGACUCACCUUGGAAGAGUGGGCCCUGGAGUCCUGUCCCUCCCAGAAGCCCCCAGGGUGGGAUUUCUCAGGCUGCCAGGGCAGGCCCAGGCCUCAGGAAGAAGGGGAGGCCCCUGGCCUCUCCGGGAUCAGUCCUAGGACACAGGCUCAGCCUCAGGUUGAUGGGGGAUGAUGUGCUCCCGGGGCCUGCCUCCUGCACGGGGCUCCACGGAGCCCAGCUCCCAGACACGCUACUAAGUGCCUAGGGUUGCCCGCUGUGGCCUGCUCCCAGGGAGCAACAGAGAGGCCACCAAGCAGAGGCCCGUGGGGCUGAGGAUGGAGCCGCCCCCAGCCGACUCCAAGCCCGCAGAGGGCAGACGCCACCCUGGACUGCUCUCCCUGCCCAGCUGGGCCUGGUCCACUGCACUCCUGUCUGGGAAGCCCUUAUGAGGGCAGCCCAACCCCCGCGCCCACCCCUAACCAGAGAAGCACAGAUCUUGGGGAGCUGCCCCACAAGCCCCGCUGGCCACCGAGGGCUGCAGCCGCUGCGCUGCCGGCUUCUCCCCACCACCCUGCCACCUCCACUGUGAUGUAUGUCUGCUCCCUCGUCUGUUCCCCCAGGAUCUCGAAGUGACUCCGGGCUGAGCAGUGGGGCGGCUGGGGGAGGGGUGACGAUUCUCCUCAGGCUUUGGCCCUGCAAGCAAACCCACAUAUCUGCUCUGUAUGUAAUAAACGUCUUAACGUCGUA